Larimichthys crocea (large yellow croaker) is the source of this 1331-nucleotide messenger RNA. RefSeq lists its product as hypothetical. The coding region runs from base 167 to 1039 and encodes 290 amino acids. The transcript has 2 exons. NCBI's taxonomy places the organism in Eukaryota, Metazoa, Chordata, Actinopteri, Sciaenidae. The record is from RefSeq and is a predicted model, not a curated record.
CUGUCUGUCUCGCUCUCUCUCUCUGUCUCACUCUCCCUCCCUCCCUCUUCUUUCACAUACUUAAUUUUUACUUUCUGACACUCUCCUCACAUCACUCUUCUAUAGCUUCACUCCUUUACUUAAUUUUUUUGAUCUCAUCACUUUACUGGAAAGUUCAGCUGUCACCAUGAAGACUAAGGCCAUCCUCAUACAGACUUUGUUGAACUUAAUUCUCCUGUUUGGAGCAUCUUCUGCUGAUGAUCAAACUUCAAUCAACACCACUUCGUCUUCUCCUUCCCUGAAGAACACAACAACAUCAUCUGAAGAUUCUACACAAGGCUGGAAUCAGUCUACUAUGACAACAGAGGGAAAGAGUGAGACCAAACAGAAAGACUCCACCACUGCAUCUUCAUUUACUUCAGGUUUCCGAUCAACCGACAAACUUAACUCCUCUGUGUCAACAAACACAACAGCCAUUCCGUCUUCCGACCAACCCCCCCUUAGCAAGUUAAUGCUUUUUCUGAUCCUGUUGGCCAUCAUGGUGUUGGUACUGUGUGUGGGAUGCAUCCAUGGUAUCUGGAAACAGGAGUCAGGUGAAGGAAACUCUGCCCCCAGGCUCCUACUGAGCAUGAGGCACAGGCUGAGAGAGGCAAUUUGGAGGCUUCGCCUCUGGCCAGGGGGGAAGAGAGGAGGGGAGGAUGAUGAGGAGGAGGAGGCAGAUGGAAGUCAGGGAGAAGAAGAAGGACAGAAGACAGAUGAGGUUGGAAAAGGAGCUGGCUGUGGCGCAAGGAACAAAGAAAAGGAGGAACACGAGGAGAUAGACAGCGAUGAUUCAUGUUCACACUCCACUAUGGAGGGAGACAACCAGAAGGCGGAGGAGAGGAAGCAGAGUGUGAACGAGGAUGGGGAGGAAACGAGUAGUGGGAGUGAGGGAGACAAAAGCACUGUGGAGGGAGAGAGUGGUGGAGAUAAGAAGAGAGGCUUAGAGGAGAUAGCACUUGUCAACUGUCCGCAGGAGGAUGACGAGCAGAUCGAUUUAUGUAAUGUCACCGUCCUGUAGUGAUAGUGCAUGAUUGGAAGAAGGAGGGAAAGAUGGCAGGAGGAGAAGAGGGUCAAACUGCUGAUCAGGCAUCAGAUUUAGGAGAAUGAUGAUUGUGAUGUUGUGAUUGUUUUAAAUGCAUAGUUUCACUUACUUAUAGACAUAGACAUACCCAUAGACAGUUUAUGUAUGUUCAAUUUAGUUAAUCAGUAAAUGCCAGUAUAUAAAUCAACCAGUAUUUCUUUAAACCUUCUAAUGUGUGAGAAUACAGUCAGUGUGUUUGAAGAGAUUUCAAAUAAACUGUUGAAAUAUC